Molecule: messenger RNA, 1533 nt
Organism: Phytomonas sp. EM1
Lineage: Eukaryota; Euglenozoa; Kinetoplastea; Trypanosomatida; Trypanosomatidae
Source: the annotation of a GenBank genome assembly
AUGCUGUGUGCGAUAUCUAAUCGAGUCCCGCAGAAUCCCGUUAUUACUAAGCGGGGUGGAUGCCUAUUUGAGCGUAGCUUGAUUGAGAAAUACAUUGAUGAGUACAGUCGAUGUCCUGUCACAGGCGAGCCCCUCACUCGCGAGGAUCUUUUGCCUGUGCGUGGGGGAACUGCAGGGGGCGGAGGAGGCACACCGCCGAUUCUCGGCGCAUGCUCUGUUUUAGAGCUACUAGAGCGUAUGCGUAUUGAAUGGGACGCAGUCAUGCUUGAACAGUACUCUUUCCGUCUAAAAUUAGCACAGAUGGAACAGGAGCUGGCGCAUGCACUGCAGCAAUACGAGGCUGCUUGUCGAGUUAUCGCUACUCUUACGAUGGAAUGCGAUGAACUGCGUCAGGAAAGGCAGCGUCAUUCAAAUGGGAAUGGUGAGAGCAAGAAAAAUGAGGAAGAAGCUGUGGUCGUAUCUUCUCCAGUACUGUCACUAAUCGAUAGUCAAGAGGCAAUGCAGCGUAAAAAACGCAAGCAGCGAAAGCAGAGUCUAAUAGAUUUACCUAGUCAGCUGUCGGAUUCUUUUGUUGAGGUUUCUCAAGUCAAGGUCAUUCCGAACAACACAGGAAGUGCCCUUUGUUUGUCCAUCGCGAACGAUCUGUUGUACUCUGCGGGGACUACAAACUUGGAAAUUUUGCAAUAUGACAUGACAAAGAAGUGUGUAUUAGCAACUGGCGGGGGCCAUCACAAGCACGUGCACACUAUCACCACGGCCCAUGAGGGAGCUCGCAUUAUCUCGGCCUCCGAGGAUCACACGGUGAAGAUUUGGGGAUCAGAGCCUGGUCAAUUAACCUGUGAGGGGACGCUGCGCUAUGCGAAUGGGGCAUCGGCCCUUAGUCGUCGGCUUAUUGGUGAGACGUACGCACUGGUAGGCAGCGCAGAUGGAUCUCUAUAUAUUUCUAAUAUCGAGGUUGGCGAACAGGCUGUGGUGGCAACGGGGGCAAGAGAUAGUGGUAUCACAUGCGCCGAGCUUCACCCCUAUGCCUCCUUGGCUGCGAUUGGCACAACAAAUGGUGAACUCAUGUUGUGGAACGUGAAGCUAGCUGCCCCGGAUACGGUUCUCUCCCUCCGCACAGACUCCUCUGCCCAUGCCUCUGAAUUAAGGUGCUACCCGAAUAGCAUAGACUUACACCCAGACUGCGUCACACUUGCAACAGGUCUAAGCGAUGGUCGUGUGUUACUAUGGGACUUACGUAAGAUUGAUGAACCUGUGGCUGAAAUCAUGACUCCUAAUGAUACUUCAGGUAACUCAAUACUCUCACCGGCAUCAGUAGCAUUCGAGGAAAGCAGUGGUAUUUACCUGGCGGUUGGAAUGUGUGAUCUGAAGCUGUACUACACAGCAAAACUUCUAGAGAGCGCUCCGAUCGCGGAGUGUGUUCUUGACACAUUGAGUACUGACCAUAGCAAGGUAAGUGGAGUGUGCUGGCCGAGAAGCUCUGUUAUGGCGGUGAGUUGUAUGGACGGUGUGGUACGGAUCUUCAACGCAUAA